This is a messenger RNA of Pipistrellus nathusii (Nathusius's pipistrelle), 318 nucleotides long. NCBI's taxonomy places the organism in Eukaryota, Metazoa, Chordata, Mammalia, Chiroptera, Vespertilionidae. The record is from the annotation of a GenBank genome assembly.
AUGGAGUCCUCCUCACUCUCGGUGACCAGGGGACUGCAGCCAACCCCCCUCCCCAGGACAGCACAGCUCGGGGCAGGCGGCUGGGGGACGUGCGUGCCUCCUCCCUCGGAAGGAGCCGCUGAGGCUCAGCAGCUUUCCCAAACAGCUAGAAGCCAGCGUAGGGCCAGUUUACUCCAGAAAAGCUCACUAGGAAGGAGGGAAGCCUCCUGGGAAGACUCUCUGAGAGUUGUGGCCAGGAGAGGAGACCGAAGGAAGGUGAGAUCUGGAUCAGAAUCAACAGGCUGGGCCCCGGAGCGCCUGAGGGUGACCCUCCACUAG